AAACGAUCAACAUGGACACCCCACUCACGCCGACAAAGCAAAGCGUCGCCUCGGGCGACCUGGUGCUGCUAAAUCCACUCGACCCUGCUGCGAUGGGCGUUCGCCCUUUUGGGGCCGUCGUCGCUGUGGCAAUGACGCUCAACUACAUGAUUGGCACGGGGUGCUUUGGUCUCCCCUUCGCGUUUGCAUCGGCGGGGCUGGGCCUCACUGCCACGUUCUUGAUCCUUGGGUUCGCGGGGGCCCUUAUCACUAUGAACUACACGUUGGAAUCCAUGGCCCGCGCGGAGGGGAUCGUGUCGCACACCACGGUCGGCAACCUGCCUGACAACUGCCUCACGUACCGUCGCAUCAACUUUAGCGAAAUCGGUGGCCUCUUUGCACGGGACAUGGGGUACCACAUCGUGCAAACCGUCAUGCUAUUCUACUGCCUCGGCUCUCUCUGGGCAUAUGCCUCGAUUUUCGCGUCGUCGAUUGCGUCCUUCGUGUUUACAUAUGCGUGGGGCGAGUCGUGCAACGUCUACGCCAUCGACGCUUCCAUCCCCUGUAUCGACAUGUACUACAUCAGCAUGGCGCUGUUCACUGUGCUUGUGGUUGUGCUGGUCCUCAUGGACAUGGGCGACCAAGCGAUGAUCCAAAAAUUCCUGUCUGUGUACCGCAUCGUCGCUCUGUCCGUCAUGCUCGUCACUCUUUUCAUCAAGCUAGCCCACGACGGCAAGGACCUGGUCGUAGCUCGCGUCGCCUCUCGUGGCGAGUGGGCAUUCAAUUGGCACAACUUUAGCGCCGGGUUCGGACCUACGCUGCUCGCUCUCAACUGCCAGUACAACAUGCCCACCGCACUACAGCCACUGCAUGCCUCGGAAAAGCUCAAGGCGCGAAAGAUCACGUUCAUUGCAAUGACGGUGUCCGCGGUAUUUUAUCUCUUGCUGGGUGUUCUUGGGGCCAUUGCGUUCGAUGAAGUGAACCCACUUGCCAGUUUGAUGUGGCUGGACUACACUGGGUGUGGAAAUGGCUGGUCGCGGUGCCCCCCGGAGUCACCGGCGUGGAUCGGUUUAGUUGUGCAUGUCUUGGUCAUCAUGUUCCCCGUGGUCAACAUCACGUCGACGUACCCCUUAGUGGGUCUAACUGUCGGCGGCAACAUCUUGACCUCCCUUCCGAAGACAUGGACCGCGCCGAUGAGUCCGUCGCGAGCGUGGAUGCUUGCUCGGUUGAUGGCCACACUCCCCCCACUGGUUCUAGCCGCCCUCUUCAAGAAGCUCGAUGCAAUAUUCACCUACGCUGGGUUUCUGGGAUUUGGUCUCGGUCUCAUCAUCCCAGCCUGGUUUCAAGUCAUUGGGAUCAAGUAUUGCAGGCGAACGUUCAAGUCGAACUUGGCAGCGAUGACUCCGUUUGGGCUGCCCUUUUUGAGUUCACUGGAGUUUGCGACCGUGUUUCUGUACUUGUCCUUUCUCGUCACGGCCGUCGCGCUCGUGUCGUUAGCAUUUUAAUUCUAACCCUACAUCGAUGCACAUCUUUUGAA
Aphanomyces invadans is the source of this 1516-nucleotide messenger RNA. RefSeq lists its product as hypothetical. The coding region runs from base 12 to 1484 and encodes 490 amino acids. Lineage: Eukaryota; Oomycota; Saprolegniomycetes; Saprolegniales; Verrucalvaceae. The transcript has a single exon. The record is from RefSeq and is a predicted model, not a curated record.